This is a messenger RNA of Pangasianodon hypophthalmus (striped catfish), 2649 nucleotides long. It is a transcript of the gene leng9, whose product is annotated as leukocyte receptor cluster (LRC) member 9. The record is from RefSeq and is a predicted model, not a curated record. Lineage: Eukaryota; Metazoa; Chordata; Actinopteri; Siluriformes; Pangasiidae. The transcript is spliced from 6 exons. The coding region runs from base 408 to 1925 and encodes 505 amino acids. Gene Ontology annotation, molecular function: metal ion binding.
AUAAAAUCCAGUCUUAUAGUGAGUCUUACAGUGGACCUUGGCAACCCGGUGUUAUCGUGUCCACACAAAUACUCAGUACAGUGUGUCUCAGUAUAUAGGAACAGACAACAUGUAAAUUAUUUGCUGGGUAUCCAGGAUGAUGUAAUGGUGUAAACACGCCUUACUGUCGGCCAUUUACACUGACUUCCUCCUAGCCGCUUCAUCUUUUUACAUGAGCUCCCUGUCCCUGUUUUUUUUUAAAUUAUUUUUAUUUUUUUAGGUGUAUAAUUAUUUCGAAAACAAAACAAACUUACUACAGGCAAAGUCUGCGAGGCUUUACAUUCAAAGCUGUCGUAUCUGAGCUAAACAUUCCGAGAAGUAACCCUUAAAUACAGAUUUGCUGAAAGUUUUCCCAGACUGAAUCUGUCAUGGAGGCUGCUGAAGACGAGAAAACAGGGACAGCACAAGCCCAAGCAGAUCCCGAUGCAUCUAAUCAAGUCCCUAAAGACCUUGAUGUCUGCAAGUUUUUCCUGAUAGGCAGGUGUCAUUUUGGAGACAGAUGUCGCCUGUCUCACAGUAGCACAUCUGCAUCUGCUAAUGAUCAGCUGGUACAAACAGAAGAGAAAGGAUGCAAAAAACAUAAAACCAGAAGAAAGGCAGGCAAAACAGAUAAGGCCAACGAUGAAGAAAGCAAAGGGCCUGAGAAAAAGACGCGUAUGCGCACGGCAGAUGAAGUCAUUUCCAGGAUCCUGUGGGAUACCUCUGUGGACCCAGCGGACUUUAUAGUAGGCCACCUGGACCGCUUUCUGGGAGUUCUGGAACGUCCUUUCUCUGACUUCUCAUGGGACACUCAGCUGUGUGACUGUGACUAUUCAGAGGAAAUGACUAUUCCUCGUCACAGGAUCCAGUACUUCAGCUAUAAAGGCCAGCGUGUGUGGGACAGAGACAGUCGCACUGACCAUGUGUUUGGCUCCACAGGACAGUCAGUAAUGUCCCCAUUUGAUAGGGGUGAUCAACCACAAGACAAUGCUGCUCCAGAUACAGCAGAAGACAGGGAAGAAUCGUCUGUCGAGAAAAAUGAGCAGAAUUCCAUUAACCACAGCUUAAUGGGAGCUGCAGACGAGGAACCUCUCAGUGAUGCUGGAGACACAUUAGACUGUAGCACAGAUAUACAAAUGGACAAAGACUGUGAGGAUGAAGACCUAGCUCAAGAGGCAGAGGGACUAUCCAUAUCUCCAAGAGAUGAACAAAUCACAACACAGGGUGAAUGGACAGAUAGCUGUGACAAUGAAGAAGUGGAGGAGGAAGAGGUGGAGCCUGCUCAGCCCAUACCUCAAGAGCCAUGCCCAGGCCGCCAACCACGCAGGCCUACUCAUUUCAUUUGCUUCCGUGUGGACUCACCUGCUGCCUUGCGGGCCUUCCAACUUGUCCAGAGGAAAGUCCUGACCCACUUGCCCCAAUCAGAACCGUUCUGGGUGAAACCAGAGUCACUGCAUGUUACUCUCUCUUUGCUCGUUCUUCAAGGCCCUGCCGAGGUUUUUGCUGCUAGUGAGCUCCUUCGCUCAGUGGUCAAAACCUUCUACAAACCACCCAUCUCUGUCUUCUUCACUCCUAGACUAAGGCAUUUCAAUGGAAGAGUUCUGCAUGUAGCCCCCAAACCCCUCUCAGACAUCCAGAGCCUGAACGCUCCACUCCAGGAAGCAUUUAGGGAAAAAGGCUGGCUCCAUCGUAACUCACGAAACCCCAUCUACCAUCUCACGCUAGCUAAAGUGACAGAUGUGGAGGCAGAAAGGAUGUUUGAAGAUGUGUGGCAGAUUAAACUGGCUAAGCAUUUAACCUUUGGGAAGCUGACAGUGGACAAGUUGUAUCUCUGCGUCACCAGUGUUCCUCUGGCUGCAAAUGGCUUUUAUGAGACAGUGUGUUCUGUGAACUUGCCCACUGUAUAAUAGCAAAAGGUUGAUUAUAACAAGAAAUAAUAGUGGAAGUCAUUUUGUACAUACCAAGCAACAAACACAAAAUCUGGAGAGAAAUAAUCUCCGGCUGGCCCUGUUGAAUUUAUACACAUCGUAACAUCUGUAUUUCCCUAAUGUCCAAAUUAUUUUAAUGAUGUUUUUUUAAUUAAAGAUGACAAGCAAAUUUAAAGAAAAUUUUAAAGAAUUUUAGAUCAAAUGUAAAAAUUAACAUGAAUCACACUUGACAAUUUGUCCAAUUUUAUAUUUAUAAUGUGAAGUUUUGUUCAGUUAAAAAAUAUAAUUUAAACCAGCAGUACACAACGUUUGGGGAUUUAGGGGUAUGGAGACCUCUCUGAUGGUAAUACAUAAUUGCAGGCAACUCUGAGAAGAAUGUUUUUUAAUGGUAGUUGUUAGUUACCUCUUCACUGUGCAGGUUUACCUAAUAUAGACAAUCAGGGAUUACUCAGGUUAGGCCUGUCCCACUUACUACAGCAGCUAUUUCAACUGAUCGGUUAUUACAGUCAUUAGAUUUUACGAUCAUGUUUAUGUCACAGAAAUAAUUUGUACAAGUUAGGCCUGUCACGUUUAUUACAGCAAAUAUUUGAGCUGAUCUGUUUCCACAGUCAUUAGAUUUGACAAUCAUGUUCAUGUAACAAGAGAGGGUAUAAACUAGGUGUGUUUUCAUCAGUUGGCAAAUAAAUAACAUCCUGAAACAGCA